Molecule: messenger RNA, 1761 nt
Organism: Thyridium curvatum
Lineage: Eukaryota; Fungi; Ascomycota; Sordariomycetes; Thyridiales; Thyridiaceae
Exons: 3
Coding region: 1-1761 (586 amino acids)
Source: RefSeq, a predicted model, not a curated record
AUGAGCGCUACUCAGGAUGGUGUGCGGAGCACACUGUCACUCAUUGAAGAUAUGGCACUGCCCCAUCCUUCAGGCCGACUACUCACAACAUUCAUCACUGAGGCUCUUAACCCUUCGUUUGCUGCCGCCUACGCAAGGGACAAAUUAUCAGCUGGUGAAUGCGAUUUACUGCUAUCUGGGUGGACACACAUUAUUGAAUCCAUUUCAAGCAAUGGUGACGUUCCGCCGCCACCAAAUGAGAAGAUCCGACGGGAUAUUAUAAAACGGGACGGGAACAGGUGCUGUGUAACGGGAAAAGUUGGCACAAUUCGAGAUCCUCUGCAAGUCAUGCCCAUUCUUCCUGUUCCAUCGGGCUGGGCAACAGACAAGGUAGUUUGGCCACCCCCAAAACCACCAUAUGACCAAAACGCUGACAGUUCAUGUCCGAAGCCGGGAAUUUUUGACAUGCUGGGUGCUUUCUUUGGUCCUCAAUAUAGGGGCUGGUGGCUUUCGUACUCCAGGGAACCUGAAUACAUGACGCCUUUGCACAGCCACUGGCUGAUCCGGAAAUCAGUGGCAGGGGCCUUGUCGCGAGGCCUCAUCAGACUCGACAGGCUGCAGCCCUCGAUGGUCGAGGAUGCAUGGCAGUAUGCGGUGAACCCUGUCUCCGUCGGAACACUGGAGUCAAUUAGUGUCGAAACCCCGUAUGCGCUGCUGGCUGACCACUCGCGUUCGGGUAUCGAGAAGAUAGACCCUCGGUUCGUCGGCACGCAUGCUCGGCUCUGCAAGGGAAUUCGACUUCUCGCCAUCGCCCGCGAGAUUGCGUCGGAGUCGUCUUCUCAGCCACCGACCAGUUCUUACCUAACUCUUGAUAUAAAGUCCCAUAAGACCUCGUGGGGACUUGCAUUUCUCAGGGGCUUUCUAGCGCGUGCUACUCUCAAUGUCUGGCUCCUGUUCCCUAGAAAAGCUCGGAUAGCUGCGUACGAAAUGCUGAGGAAAUUCGGGAGGCUGGUUUACGGAGAGCAAGGCGAUUACUCCACUGUUCAGAGAGUUCCAUUUGGGCUGUACCUGAAGUACCAGGGAGAACCUGACGGAUAUCGCAACGAGUUUAACGCCUUGCAGAUGGUCCGCAGAUACACCUCCAUUCCAUCUCCUGACCCUCUUGAUAUGGUUGUCAAAGGAUGUGAUGAGGAUGACCCUUUUUCUUCAUCACGAGCUUUCCUUCUCAUCACGCAAGUUCCGGGCGUGCCGCUAUCACGUUGCGAAGAUAUGCUCUCCGACAGAGCUUGCGAGGAGAUUACUCUUCAGUUGCAACACUACAUCAGCCAGCUUCGAGAUAUUCCCAAGGAAGCCAAUCCAAGCAUGGCCAUCUGCAACACCCUAGGUGGCCCGCUCAGAGACCCGCGCAUACGUGGUGAACAGCCUAUGGGGCCAUUUCCAGAUGAGGCUGCUUUUAGUCAGAUCUUGCGAUUCUCUGACGAACCCAGCCGCCGUGGGCACAAGAUUCUUUUUACACAUGCUGAUCUCAACCCUCGCAACAUCCUGGUGGACCGAACCAUCGAGGCGGAUGGCAGCAUAUCGUGGCGCGUUACUGGAAUAGUUGAUUGGGAGACUUCGGGCUACUAUCCCGAGUAUUGGGACUGCACAAAGGCUCUGUUCGAGGGAUUCAGGUGGUCCAAGCGAUACAACGACAUGAUGAAGAGCGUCUUCAAGGAAUUAGGAGACUAUAGUCAGGAGAUUGACGUAGAAGUCAGGAGCUGGGAAUCCGGAGACGGUGUAUGA